CAGGCCACGCCCCCACCCCCCCUGGUUGGGAAUGCGCAGGCGCCAACGGAAGUGGACCAAGGGAAACGGAAGUCCCUUCUGUAGCUCUAGUUUCAGAGGCGGGAGCAACGCGGACGAGACGGCGCUGAACUGAGAGCGCAGCCACUACCACCAUGAGCCUCCUCAACAAGCCCAAGAGUGAGAUGACCCCCGAGGAGCUGCAGAAGCGGGAGGAGGAAGAGUUUAACACAGGUCCGCUCUCUGUGCUCACGCAGUCGGUCAAGAACAACACCCAAGUGCUCAUCAACUGCCGCAACAACAAGAAGCUCCUGGGCCGCGUGAAGGCCUUCGAUAGGCACUGCAACAUGGUGCUGGAGAAUGUGAAGGAGAUGUGGACCGAGGUCCCCAAGAGCGGCAAGGGCAAGAAGAAGUCCAAGCCAGUCAACAAGGACCGCUACAUCUCCAAGAUGUUCCUGCGCGGGGACUCCGUCAUCGUGGUCCUGCGGAACCCGCUCAUCGCCGGCAAGUAGGGGCCUCGUCCCCGCUGUCAUCCUGCGAAGACAUGCCCUCUGUAGUGGGAAUAAUAAAGUCCUGUGUUUUUCUUAGUGA
Messenger RNA from Acinonyx jubatus (cheetah), 588 nucleotides. RefSeq names its product small nuclear ribonucleoprotein D2 polypeptide (gene SNRPD2). Gene Ontology annotation, biological process: RNA splicing; spliceosomal snRNP assembly. The transcript is spliced from 3 exons. Gene Ontology annotation, cellular component: U2 snRNP; U5 snRNP; precatalytic spliceosome. The record is from RefSeq and is a predicted model, not a curated record. Gene Ontology annotation, molecular function: RNA binding. NCBI's taxonomy places the organism in Eukaryota, Metazoa, Chordata, Mammalia, Carnivora, Felidae. Bases 153 to 509 code for a protein of 118 amino acids.